AUGGCCCUAUCGUCUUCAUUUCUCAGUCUUGAACAAACAAGUGAAAAAUGUUUAUUAUGUGAUGGUUCUUUUUCGCAAAAAGAUUCCCAAAAAAGUUUUUCACAGCAAGGAUGGGAGAACUUGAAGAGGAUUGCAGAAGAAUGGAACUGUAUUGAUAUCGAUCGAAAUGACAAGUAUUUCUCUUUUCGUUAUGUUCACUCGCGAAUUGGUGAUGUUAUUGAAGCAUUUGGUAAAGCUCAUAAAAAUUGUAGUAUUACAUUUGGAACGAAAGUGGAAAACUACAGGAAAAGAUACGGAGAAAUUAAGACAAGUGUUCUCGAACAAGAAUCAGAGGAUCUAACAAGUGAUGUUCAGACUAGAAGAUCACAAAGAGAAGCCAAAAAAAGAAAACAAAUUUGUUUUAUUUGUAAUGAAAGAAGGGAAACGGACGGUGGAUCAUAUAAUCAAGCUGGACUUGGACUGAGCUGUUUAUUUCUAAACCGACUUGCCGAUUUCACGAGGCUUGCAAAAAGACUGCAGGUAUUGAAAGGUGGACAGUCUUUUGAUCUUUAUGCCAUUGAUAUUUAUUAUCAUAAAAACUGUUACCUUAAGUAUGCAAUAAACCAGCCUUCGAGUAUUGAAGAAGAACAAGAAUCUUCGAAAGACAAAGAAAAGCAAUUCAUAAUCGAAGAGUUCUUCAGAAUAGUUGGAUGGAAAGUAAUUGGGAAGAAGGAGGCAUAUCUUCUCCACCAGUUAUUAUCAGACAUAAAGGUUAUAUGCGAAGAAAAUAACUUAGAGCCUGCUUUCAUGCACACUGUGUCAUUGAAGAGAGAAUUGGUGAAGCAAUUUGGAUCUGAGAUUGAUUUUUUUACAACAGGGAAAUACGUUAUUGUUCAUUCGGCGCUCAUGAAUCCCUGCGAGUAUAGCGUUGCAACACUGCUUGGCCAUGGACUGAGGGAUAUGGAUCACAUUCGUUCGUUUGCAAAUUUCAUCAAGAGCAAAGUCAAAGAGCGAGAGCCAGAAAGUUUACCAAAAACUCCUGAUAAAAUGAUCGCAGACUUCAACAAGGGCCCGAUGCCUGAAUUAUACAAUAUUAUAUAUGCCACGAUGUAUCCGAAUUUUAAGACCAAUGAUGAAGGUUAUGCCAUUACGCAGUCAAGUAACAUUGCCAAUAAGAUUUGGUCAAUAGCAUCAGAUUGGCAGUCGCUAAUCACUCGCCAGAAGAAUGUAAAACAAGCCAUGCUAGGACUGACAAUACACAGACUUACUGGUAGUAAAGAGGCAGCCGCACAUCUUCACAAUCUUGGCCAUUCAAUUUCGUACAAUGAAAUCAAAAAAUACAAUGAUGCAUGGUCCUCCGCUCAGAUUGAAGUACACAAACGUUUUGUGAAAGGAUACCCUCUACAUUCGACCAUUGAUAACAAUGAUGGCCGCCAGGAAACUCUUACCGGUGUUGGAACCACUCAUGAUACGAACAGCACACUGUUUCAGCCAUUUAUUCCAGGUGACAGCAUUCUUCAUGAAACGAAAUCAACAAUUCAAGAACUAGUUCCCUGUGAGGAAAUUGUUACUAACAAUAUUGAAGAAUAUCAUCUUGGUGCGAGAGCGGAUCCUCUUGCAUUUCCCGCUUAUCAGGAUGAUGAAGGCACAGAGCUCCUUGAAGAAAGCUUUCGCAGAGAUGUAGCGUGGUCAUUAGCAAGUGGUCUGCCUGCUACUGACGGUGAACCUGAUUUACCAAUGUUGGGGUCUUGGACUGCUUUCAAUAGAAAGGUUUCUGAUCGCAAGCAGAAAAAAUCGCUCAUUGAAUACAUGCCUGUAAUAAAUCAACCACCCGAUAUUUCAGUAUGCAAGAACUAUCUUGACACCCUCAAACAUUUACAUACGAAAUGACCUGUCCUGGAAAUCCAUUCUGGCCAUGCCACCAAACUUGCUUUCUUUCUGCCUAACUUCUACUUUCAAUGUUCUACCUUCACCUAUCAAUUUAAAACGUUGGAAAAUUUGCAAUAAAUCCAGUUGCACCUUGUGUGUAAAACAAUUAUGCACCACAGCACAUGUCUUAUGUUUUUGCAAGAUUGCCCUUUCUCAAGGCCGAUUUACUUUUUUACACGAAUACAUUCUUCGCGAGUUUUUUUCAAACAAGAGUUUCUCAAAAAUUACGCCAUCUCCGUAAAGU
This is a messenger RNA of Hydractinia symbiolongicarpus, 2152 nucleotides long. RefSeq lists its product as uncharacterized. Bases 1 to 1869 code for a protein of 622 amino acids. The record is from RefSeq and is a predicted model, not a curated record. The transcript is spliced from 3 exons. NCBI's taxonomy places the organism in Eukaryota, Metazoa, Cnidaria, Hydrozoa, Anthoathecata, Hydractiniidae.